AGCAGCUCCCACCUCCCCUUCUUCUAGUCUCUACUGCUCGCUCCUUUUCCCCAUUCCACGCACCGGCUAGGCUACUCCUCCUCGCUGCUGCCGCCGCCGCGCGCCAGCGAAUCGCCGCCUCGGGAGGGCUCUCGGCCCCGAUCAGGGCUUCGGGGCCUCGGGGGCGUGGGCACGUCAAGUUUUUGUUCCUGCAAGGAGCGGCAAGGGAUUCAGAGCGAUUCAUAAAGGCUUGUGGUGGUGGUGGCGGCGGUGUUGGCCGGAGGGCGCCAUGAGCUUCGUGUUCCGGGGGAGCAGGGCUGACAUCGAGGCCGGAGGCUUCCCGGGGUUUGCCCCGGAGCGCCGCGCCAUGCGGAUUCAUGCGGGUGGCCGGCCGGUGAACAGCAACCUGGCUUUUCUUGUAACUGUUCUUAUGCUGUUCAUGGUACUGAACUCACACCAGAUGUCUCCGAAUUUUUUGCUUUGGCUGGUUUUGGGUGUGUUCCUAAUGGCCACCAGCCUUAGGAUGUACGCCACGUGCCAGCAGCUCCAAGCACAGGCGCAAGCUCAUGCUGCAGCUGCCAAUGGCUUCCUUGGCACCGAGCUGCGGGUGCAUGUCCCUCCAACCAUAGCUCUUGCUACACGAGGCCGUUUGCAGAGCCUUAGGCUCCAACUUGCGCUACUCGACCGUGAGUUCGAUGAUUUAGAUUAUGAUGCCCUUAGGGCCUUGGAUGCAGACAAUAGCCCUCAUGCUCCUUCAAUGAGUGAAGAAGAAAUAAAUGCACUUCCUGUAUUCAAAUACAAAGUUCAGGCUCAAGGAAAUGCCUCUUCCAGAAAAAGUGGACCAUCUCAACCAUCUAUUUCUUCUACUGAAGCUAGCAAUGAGAAAAAGCAGGAUCUUUUCAAGGCUGAUGGAACUGACAACACCCUGGAGGAUGAGUUGACAUGCACGGUUUGCUUAGAGCAAGUCAUUGUGGGUGAUCUAUUGAGAAGCCUACCAUGCCUGCAUCAGUUUCAUGCAAACUGCAUCGAUCCGUGGUUGCGCCAACAGGGAACAUGCCCAGUUUGCAAGCACCGGGUAAGCGAUGGGUGGCAUAGUGAAGCAGAUGCUUCUAAUAUGGUAUAGGCUGCUGAAGUGCCAGCAGGUCUUAAGCUAAUAACUACUGACAAAACCUGCGGAAUGGGGAAUAGCUGUUUAGUCUUGAGGAGUGUUUUUGUACAUAGGAAAAUGUUCACUUGUGGUAUUUUUGGUUGACCUGUACCCUAUUUCAGUAUGAACUUACAUGCAAUCCUUUACCCAGUUUCGUCGGGGAAGUUGGCAUUUUCUAUGUGUUUAGGAGAUCCAAAUGAUGUAUUACUCGCAAAGUUAAGUAUCUGUCAAUUCCUCGUUGAUUUUUGAAGUUUGAACUAAACCCUUUGUUUUGAACUCAAACAUCCCGUAUGUGAAUGGCACUGGUUUA
Messenger RNA from Oryza brachyantha (malo sina), 1436 nucleotides. Its product is annotated as E3 ubiquitin-protein ligase SDIR1. The transcript has 9 exons. The record is from RefSeq and is a predicted model, not a curated record. NCBI's taxonomy places the organism in Eukaryota, Viridiplantae, Streptophyta, Magnoliopsida, Poales, Poaceae. Bases 269 to 1102 code for a protein of 277 amino acids.